AUGGCUAUCGCUCAAGGUUCAAUCCCUAGUUCUUCUGAGUUCGUCACACUUCAAGAGGCGUAUGGUCUUACUCCGGCUGACGGGGUGGAGUUUCCUGUCUCCGGCUCCUUGAUUACUCGACCUCCUCCCGGGAAGGUGGGUGUUUACCUGAAGACCUUCGAUGCUGGUCUUCGUCUCCCGUUGACCGACUUUCGGGAGGAGAUACUCCACCGAUGUGGGUGUAGCGUGCAGAUGCUGACUCCCGGCGCCGUUCACAAGGUGGUGGCUUUCGAAAUGAUAUGUUAUGCUAACGGCAUCAUGCCCGAUUACUUCGUAUCCUAUUACUUCUUCCAAUUUGCUGCCACCAAUGACAGGUAUACUUUCUCCGCCCGUCGCAGGGGGGCAUAA
Lactuca saligna is the source of this 387-nucleotide messenger RNA. Lineage: Eukaryota; Viridiplantae; Streptophyta; Magnoliopsida; Asterales; Asteraceae. The record is from the annotation of a GenBank genome assembly.